CGGAUUUCAAUUGCGUAUGGAGAUACCACUGUUCAGACUGCGUUGAGAACAGGCUCCACCGAAACGAGGUUGCGCAGUGGCCGUUCUGCCCGGCGUUCUGACAGCCGCCUGGACCGUGGUACCGCCAUGCCCACCGCCACAAGCAACGCAGUAUCCCCAGUCUCUUGAUACCCCUUCUAUCUGACCACAAUGAGGCCUGCAUCUCUCGCGAUACCCUUCUUGUUUGGCUUGGCUUGCGAUCUUGCUAGUGCUGUGCGGUUGAACAUUCACGGAAGACCUCGAGCUCGCCCUACCUCAGAGCUAGCACGGAGAGCAGGUAUAGUUGGAACAUCGUCCGUGUCCGACGUUGGGGAUGUAGAGUAUACUACGGACAUCACUCUGGGUGGCAAGAAGUUCACUGUCCAGAUUGACACCGGAAGCUCCGACUUGUGGGUGGUAGGGGAUGUACCAAACGCUCAGAACACGGGAAAAUCCGCUAAGGUCACCUAUGCCGUAGGUGAAGUUGAGGGUUCCAUCAUGACAGCAGCGCUGGACUUCACGGGAAACACGGUGUCCGAUCAGGCGUACAUCAGUGUCUCCGCUUCACAAGAAAAUCCCGAUGGGAGCGGCCUCAUAGGACUCGGUCCUAACACCGGUUCUCAAGUGUCUGAGGCGAUAGGUACUUCGGCUGGAGACGCUGUGCUGGACAGAAUAUUCAAGCAGAAUACCUCCACUCCAAACUACAUCACCGUAUUGCUAGGACGAGUCGACGACCCGUCAGAGUCGCCUACCGGUGACAUUACUGUUGGAGAAAUCAUACCUGGCUACGAGGCAAUCACGCCACAACCCCUCCUCAAUGUCUCUGUGUUGUCCAGCCAGAACUCCGUGAAUCAGCAUUGGCAAAUCUUGCUUGAUGCGGAUGGCAUCGUUGGUCCGGCAGGCAAUAACGUGAUUGACCAAUACAACGUCCAGACCGCUGUUAGCUCGACGUCUAACAAGAAGCAGUUGACGGUCGUAUUAGACACGGGGUACUCUUUACCUCAGGUUCCGUCAGCGGUAGCGGAGGCGUUCUACAAAGACAUCCCGGGCUCGCAGCUCGUUAGCCGGCAGGAAGUCAGCGGUAACAUCUGGCAGCUCCCAUGUGACAAGGAGGUCAAUGUCACAUUCAAGUUCGGUGGGAAGAGCUUCCCUAUCCACCCCCUAGACGCGAAUAUCGACCUCAAUCUGACGGAUUCGAGAGGCAAUCACGUAUGUUUUGGUGCGUUCCAGCCCAUGAGCUCCCAAAGUGACGCCACGUACGACGCUAUCUUCGGCAUGGCUUUCCUUCGCAAUGUAUACACCUACAUCAACUUCGGCGACUUCGUCGAAGGCUCCACAGACAAGACCAAAGAGCCCUACGUCCAACUCCUGUCCACGACCAACAACUCGGCCGACGCCCACUCCGACUUCGUCAAAGUCCGCGGCAACUCCCCCUGGACGCCUGAAGGCGCGUCCCUCGGCGACCGCAUCCGCGCCCACCUCAAGCUCGUCAUCGGCCUCUCGGUCGCUGCCGGGCUGCUCAUCGUCGGGGGCAUUGUCGCGUGCUGCGUCACGCGCCGUCGCAAGGGCCCCCGUGCGCCCUUCUUCCAGAUGGGCCAGACCUACCAGCCGCUGCACGAGCCCGCACCCGAGGCAUACAACAUGCACUCCGUGGGCUAUCAGAGCGGGUACCAGCCUUCGUACUCGAAUCCGUGGGAUGCGCGCUACUGAUUCGGGCGGUCGACUGCUCUUAGCUGAGACGGCGAUGCGGGGUCGAGCGGCUCGGAUCCUAAAGAUGGUGCGUUGGGGGAACCUGGAGAGGACUAGAGACAGGGGUCCGGGGAAGCAGUGGGGCGCGCUCGUGCCCCGCAGGACGCGGGCUAACUCUACCUGGAGCGGUACGUGAGGCGUGGAGGAGAUGGUGGAGGUGGAGGUGGGUCGGCUUUCGAAGCGUUGCGGGUGACGAGGCCGACGAUCGCGUGGCAUGCGCCGAUGCGCCGCUGCGCCUUGGGAUCUCCUCGAAUCUGGACGCUUCGGUCCCGACACGCGAUCAGAGUGGUGAUCGCGGCGCAAGGCACCACCCUCGAUCCUGUUUUUCUCUCAUCGGCGAGCGCGGCCGCCGUGGCCCGUGAUUUUGGUUUUUGGUUGACAUGACCUGCGUACGAUAAACGGACUCCUAUGUAUGACCGACGCAUGCUGAACUGGACAGUCUCACCUCUCGCUGUAACCGUACUAGUACUGGCAUAUGUAUGUAGUCUCUCCCUUCGCUUUUGCUGCGACUGUCUUC
Messenger RNA from Dichomitus squalens LYAD-421 SS1, 2284 nucleotides. RefSeq names its product acid protease. NCBI's taxonomy places the organism in Eukaryota, Fungi, Basidiomycota, Agaricomycetes, Polyporales, Polyporaceae. Gene Ontology annotation, biological process: proteolysis. The record is from RefSeq and is a predicted model, not a curated record. Gene Ontology annotation, molecular function: aspartic-type endopeptidase activity. Bases 190 to 1728 code for a protein of 512 amino acids. The transcript is spliced from 8 exons.